Penicillium samsonianum is the source of this 312-nucleotide messenger RNA. RefSeq lists its product as uncharacterized. Bases 1 to 312 code for a protein of 103 amino acids. The transcript has 3 exons. NCBI's taxonomy places the organism in Eukaryota, Fungi, Ascomycota, Eurotiomycetes, Eurotiales, Aspergillaceae. The record is from RefSeq and is a predicted model, not a curated record.
AUGGAUUUAAUCAACCGUAAAGACGAAAUCAUUCUUAUAGCUCCGACUAGGGCUACUACCGAUAUCAUUAGAGGCAACACGUACUAUACCUCCCUUAGAAUUUCCUUAAAUCGUUUCCGGCAAGUAGGAGUUAGUGCUAGAAAAACCAUUAUGAUUAUAGAUAAGAGAUUCUUUAGAUCUUUUCGGUGGUUUACCUAUAGUGAUACUUAUAGGCGACUUUCACCAAUUUCCUCUAGUAUAAGGCUAGCCGUUAUAGAAACUUCUAAGAAGCGAAACCGACUAAGACGGAAAGCUUAUCUAGAGCCGAUUUAA